AUGGCAUCCCAGCUUUCUCUCCCAACCCUCGACAGGCUCCGUAGCACCAUCCCACCUGAUCUCGACGUUCAGCAUGUUGCACAACAAUGGUUCAAGGCGUUUUCAGAUGGCAUGGUAUCAGGGAUACCUAGCGAUGUCAUUGCAGACUUUGUGGACGACGCUUUUUGGCGCGAUAUGUUCGCUCUGACAUGGGAUAUGCGCACAUUCCAAUCUACCCCAGCGAUUGAGAAAUUCCUUGCUGAUCAGCUGAAAGCUUUCAAAGUCUCAGCGUUCAAGCUCAGAAAAGAUCUUGUAUGCUUGGAGAAGCCUUAUCCAGAUCUAGCUUGGAUUCAGGGUUUCUUUGAUUUCGAGACUCAAGUAGGCCUCGCAUCUGGUGUUUUCAGGCUUGUUCCAUUACCCGAUGGCACUUGGAAAGCGCAUACAGUCCUCACAAACCUCGAGGACUUGAAGGGCUUCCCUGAAAAAAUUGGAUCUUUGCGAAACUUCCAGCCUAAUCAUGGUAAAUGGGCUGAUCAACGUGCUCGCGAAAAGGAAUUCGCCGAUGCCGACCCCCAAGUAGUCGUAAUCGGCGGAGGACAAAGUGGUCUUGAAAUCGCUGCACGACUCAAGGCCCUUGACGUGAGCACGCUGGUCUUAGAGAAACAUGAAAGGGUAGGAGACAAUUGGAGGAAGAGGUACGAGGCAUUGUGUCUCCACGAUCCUGUUUGGUAUGAUCAUAUGCCAUAUAUUCCCUUUCCCUCGACAUGGCCCGUGUACAGUCCUGCACUGAAGCUAGCAGACUGGCUCGAGUCCUAUGCGCACUCUCUGGAACUUAACGUGUGGACUUCUUCCGCUGCUACUAGUGUCACACGACUUGAACCUGGAUCUAAGCACAAGUGGCGCGUUGCUGUGAAGCGUCACGAUGGGCAGGAAAGGGUGCUAAACGUCAAUCAAGUCAUUUUCUGCAUGGGAUUUGGAGGCAGUGUACCACGUAUGCCGACUUAUCCUGGAAUGGACGAGUUUAAAGGUCAAAUCCUCCACUCAGGUCAACACAAGAGGGCUCUCGAUCACAAGGGGAAAAAGGUUGUCGUUGUUGGAUCAUGCACGUCUGCACACGAUAUCUGUUCUGAUUACUGCGAACAUGACAUUGAUGUGACGAUGUGCCAGCGUGGCCCUACUUACAUCAUGACUACGAAGGAGGGAAUGCCCAGGCUAUUAUCACUGUUCUGGGAUGGCGGGCCACCUACCGAUAUCGCUGAUAGGAUAAAUGCGUCUUAUCCCAACCACCUACUCAAGCUCAUGCAUGUUCGAUUAACGAAGAACAUCGCUGAAGCCGAUAAAGUACUUCUAGAUGGUCUUCGAAAACGCGGGUUCAAGCUCAGUUUCGGUGCCGAUGACUCUGGUUUCCUGUUACUCGCAUGGGAGAAGGCGGGAGGGUACUAUCUCGAUGUUGGCGCCUCACAAUUGAUCGUCGACGGGAAAAUCAAGCUAAAAUCCGAUAGUCCGAUGGCCAAAUUCACGCCAUCAGGGCUUGAAUUUGAAGACGGGUCCACUCUUGACGCGGAUGUUGUAAUCUUUGCGACUGGGUGGUCAGACGCGCGUUCGGCGUAUCGUGAGCUUCUUGGGGAUGAGAUUGGUGAUAAAUUGAACCCCAUUUGGGGUCUUGACGCGGAGGGCGAGUUCAAUUCGACUUGGCGUGAGGUAGGGGUCGAUGGCAUCUGGUGUAUGAUGGGUAAUCUUGCGCUAUGUCGAUUCCACUCUAAGCAUCUUGCUCUUCAAAUCAAAGCGAAAGAAGAAGGUAUUUUCGGGACGAGAUAUAGCGCAGUGUCGCCGGAACACGUGUAG
This is a messenger RNA of Serpula lacrymans var. lacrymans S7.9, 1824 nucleotides long. RefSeq lists its product as uncharacterized. The record is from RefSeq and is a predicted model, not a curated record. Bases 1 to 1824 code for a protein of 607 amino acids. The transcript has 12 exons. Gene Ontology annotation, molecular function: N,N-dimethylaniline monooxygenase activity; NADP binding; flavin adenine dinucleotide binding. NCBI's taxonomy places the organism in Eukaryota, Fungi, Basidiomycota, Agaricomycetes, Boletales, Serpulaceae.